AUGGACAUCGGUGAGGGAGGCGUCUGGCCGAUCAUUGCGGCGGACCAUAUUGAUCGUCUUUUCACAUUAUGGCACGACCACCGAGUCCUGGUCGUCCCCGCGCUUUGUGCCGUGGUUGCAAUUGUAGCCUACACAUUGCGUAGGAAGAAGGAGACAGUCUCUCGACCGACCUCACCUGCUGCGGAAGAGAAGGCGGACUGGAUCAAACAUGAUGCACGCGUAGGCGAUGCCAAAGAGUCUGUUCGGAUACUAAGCAAGAAGCCCACGAGACAGACUGCCGCAAGAGUUGUGUCUGGGAGAAAACCUCCCACCAAGACCAAGUCCACUUCAAAGAGCAGCGAGACUACCAUAAAGCCGCUCAUAUUCUACUGUUCCUUGACGGGCACCACCGAAAGGCUGUCCAAAGAGGUCCUCGAGACCCUCACUACCCUAGGCAGUACAGACACCACAAUCGCCCAACCAGAAGUUCAUGACCUCUCAUACAUCGAACUCGACGACUACUUCAUCUCAGGCCCUCGUCAGAGCCCGAAGGACAAACAUGUCCGCUACUUCUACGUCCUGCUCGUACCCUCCUACGAUAUCGAUACCAUCAUGACCAACUUCCUCGCUCACCUCGACGAAACACACAACGAUUUCAGGAUUGAUACUGCGCCCUUGUCGUCUCUAGCAGGGUAUUCGGUAUUCGGCGUCGGCGACAGAGAGGGCUGGCCGAGUGAGGAGCAAGGUUUCUGCUCACAAGCAAUAGAGGUAGACAAGUGGAUGGCGAAGUUGACGCAGCGGAAGCGCGCGUACCCAAUCGGCAUGGGAGAUGUCAAGAGCGAUGUGAAGGAGGCUUUGGCUUCGUGGUGCGCUGGUCUGAGUAACACACUCGCUGAGCUUGCCACACGUGGCGACCUCGGUGAAGGAGUUCCCGGUAGCGGCGAUGCAGUGGAGAGCGAUGUGGAAGAGGACGCCGACUUCCCAGACAACAACCGCAAGAAGCGUCAGAAGGUCAGCGCGAGCAUAGACGUCGAAGACGUUGGCGGAAGUGCUCGUGCCCCUCUAGCCAUCGACUUCACUACCUCCUCCCAACCUGCCACCACCUCCACCACCUCAACCCUCAAGCCCAUGGUCCCCAAAUCCUCCCCAACCUACACCGCUCUGACCAAACAAGGCUACACCAUCAUCGGCACGCACUCCGGCGUCAAGAUCUGCCGCUGGACCAAAUCCGCCCUCCGCGCCCGCGGCUCCUGCUACAAGAACUCCUUCUACGGCAUCGCUCCCACCUCUGCAUGGAAACCACCCCGUCCUUAUCCUGCAGCAACAAGUGCGUCUUCUGCUGGCGCCACGGCACCAACCCCGUAUCCACGACUUGGCGAUGGGAAGUCGAUCCCCCGGAUAUGA
This is a messenger RNA of Cyphellophora attinorum, 1383 nucleotides long. RefSeq names its product S-adenosyl-L-methionine-dependent tRNA 4-demethylwyosine synthase. The record is from RefSeq and is a predicted model, not a curated record. The transcript has a single exon. Gene Ontology annotation, biological process: wybutosine biosynthetic process. Gene Ontology annotation, molecular function: 4 iron, 4 sulfur cluster binding; FMN binding. Bases 1 to 1383 code for a protein of 460 amino acids. NCBI's taxonomy places the organism in Eukaryota, Fungi, Ascomycota, Eurotiomycetes, Chaetothyriales, Cyphellophoraceae.